UUCAUGGCUCCUAGUGGGUCGCGGCCGCCCGGGCCUUUUAAACCAUCGCGGCGCCCGCGGGACUCGGCCCCGCCAGAGCCCGGAACCGACGCGCGCGGCGGCGCCAGCGGGUGGGGCAGCUCCGCCGCGGCUUCCGGCUCCGCCAGCCCGAGCGGCCCCCGGCAGGCCACGGUGUCGAGCGCCGAGCUAUCGAGCACCGCCAGCCCGCGGGGCCGCGCGCCGAGCCAUCGAGCACCACCCGCACCACCAAGGCGCGGGGCGGAGCGCCAAGACAUCGAGCCUUCGGGCCCCGCCCACAGGACAGGCAGCCCCGCCCCCGCUCCCGCCGCGCUGUUCAUUCAUGUGGCGGAGGCCGCGCAGGGUGAGGGUCAGCCCAAGGCGGGAGCUGCGUACCCACCACGCGCCGGCUGUCCAGGCGACACGGCAGCACCCACGGCACGCGGACAGCGGGCUAGACGAAUGUUUGAGGGAGAAAUGGCAAGUUUAGAAGCCCUCCUGAAAACCCAGACAAUAAAGGUCCCCAAACCCAUCAAAGUUAUAGACUUGCCAGGGGGCACCACGCUGUUUGUGAUGGAGCACUUGGAAAUGAAGGGUUUAAACAGACAUUCAGGAAAGCUUGGACAACAGUUGGCUGACCUACAUCUUCACAACCAGAAAAUUGGAGAGAGGCUGAAGAAAGAGGGGAACACAGUUGGUACAGUAAACAGCUGUAAGAGUCAAGGGGAAACAGAUGUCCAAUUUGUGGAUCAGUUUGGCUUUAAUACGGUCACCUGUUGUGGUUAUCUCCCCCAGGUGAAUGACUGGCAGAAUGAUUGGGUGACUUUCUUUGCCACUCAGCGAAUCCAGCCCCAAAUGGAUAUGAUUGAAAAGAAUUCAGGAGACAGGGAAGCAAGGGAACUUUGGGCACAACUUCAGCUGAAGAUACCCAGUUUGUUCUGUGACAUGGAGAUCAUUCCUGCUCUCCUCCAUGGUGAUCUAUGGGGAGGAAAUGUAGCUGAGGAUGACUCUGGCCCAAUUAUCUUUGACCCUGCUUCCUUCUAUGGUCAUUCAGAGUAUGAACUUGCAAUAGCUGGGAUGUUUGGUGGUUUCAACAGCUCUUUUUACUCUGCCUACCACAGUAAAAUUCCCAAAGCUCCAGGCUUUGAGAAACGACUUAAGUUGUAUCAGCUUUUCCACUACAUGAACCAUUGGAACCAUUUUGGCACAGGGUACAGAGGGUCCUCUCUCAGUAUCAUGAGAAACCUGGUGAAAUGAUUUCCCACUCAAGCAUAGUAUCUCACUCCCUGCUUGGAAAACCCUGCAUUUCUUGGUGAUGCAACUGAAGUCCUAAGAGCGUUAAAUAGAUCCUUUGACUCCUGCCCUCUUUGCACAACCAAAGAUCUAGAAUUGGUGGGUUAUAGUGGAUCCCAAGAGUGACAUUUCAGUCUUGUUGUCUUAAGAUACUUGUUGCAGGAAUAGUUCUAGUGAGCUUUCCAAGAAAGUAGUUAAUUCCAGAGUUGCAUGAAAAAGCUGACACAGCAAAACUGAUGGUGCACACUUCAGUUGAGGCAGAAUUAAUUAGAAAAAAAACACUUGAGUUCAAGUAUUUUGGAAGAAAGUGAUGGGGACCAGAUGUGCCUCAGAGCAGGAUAUGUAUCAUUAAGUAUACCCACCUGCACAUAACUGAAAAAAUCAGUAGGAGAGUCUCUUUAGGUAUUUAUGCAAAUGCCCGAAAGUCACAGACUGGUUGUUCUAGUUCUUGCUAGCUUGCUCAGAUUCUCUUCAGCUAUGCAUUCCUAGCCUUCUGUACCAAAUCAGUAGGGACGCCUAUACACGAACAUAGAGGCUGCUCUGAUGCAUUGGAAUUCCAGUGCGUCAGAUUAAUCGAGUCAGCUGAAGUGUGGCAAUUGCUGUGCUCCAGUAGCCUCCUGCGUCUUCUGUAUCAGCGUUCCCGCACUUAAAAAUGGUAGUGGGGGCUCUCGAACUAAAGCUCGUAGAAGAAGCUUUAGUUCAAGCGCCCCAGCUGCCAUUUUUAAGCACAGGGAUGCUGAUACAGAAGACGCAGUGGUGCUUUAAUUAGAGCGGCUUUUGUUGCAUGUGUGAAAGCGCCCUCAGAUGUUAACAUGGAACCAAGGAAGGGGACCCAGGAAGUGUUUGUGGGAUAGUCAGUGUUAAUAUAGUUCUGCAGUACUGAGUAGACUCCUCUGCCAAGUUUAUUACAGUGCACUAUAAAGGGACCUUUCAAACGUUCCAGCUAUUUUCAGAGAUUUUUAUUGCAUUUAUUGGUAUGCCCAUAAGUGCCCCUGUCUGCGAGUCAAGCAGCUUCCAGCAAGUUCCUCAGAGCUGUCAAGAAUUUGAUUUUUGAGGGAAGCUGUUGUAACGUGGAAUUUCUUCAAGCAGGGCUAGCACUGCAUGUAGGCAUCCUCGGAGGAGGUACUGUGCACUGUUAUACAUGGUUUACUUGAUGUUUAUUGCUAUUAGUAUCAUCACCCCUGCUAAAAAUAAGGCAAGGUAGUGCUCUCAGAUCAGUGGGUGAUUUUUCACAUGAAUUUCCCCUAAUUCAUACUACUGAUGCCAUAAAGUCGGUCUUAUUUCUGAGAGCUCCCAAAACUGUACUUUUUAGCUGGUGGUACUUAGGCACUCAAGGCCAAAAACAGGUAAAAUUUGGACUGUAAAUGCAUAUAAAGAUAAACUGUCUCCUAAUCACCAUGUCAUUAAAGUAUCUUAAAUUAAAGCAUUAUGUUGCAGAAUCCUAGUUGUUCUGGGUGCCUUCAGGAUAGUAACACUGUAACAGUAGCUCUGCUGUUUUAGGUGUGGGCUUCCCAUGAUAUUUUGACACCAGGACACAAGGUAGGUGAGACAAAUGCAUAGUUUGUAACAAGUAUGUUCAAUAUUUUGGAGUGACUUUAUUGCACUAAAAUAUUUUUUCACUGGAUCUGGUGUCGUGGCUUGCUGAAUUUUUCUGACCACUGGUUUUGCAGUGUAUGUUGAUAUGAAUUGGGAGCAAUUUUGCAAUCAACAUUAAUAUCUCCCCAACUCUACUAGUUGUUUCAUUGCUAAUUAAUUACUGGCUAGCAAGGAAACCUAGACCUUCCUCAGUAGCAUAGUGUUUCAUUCUAUCCUGCUGUCUAAAUAUAAUGUUCCUAAUAUAUAGGAAAAUAAAAUAUUAGUUUCCUAAUUAA
Molecule: messenger RNA, 3161 nt
Organism: Alligator mississippiensis (American alligator)
Lineage: Eukaryota; Metazoa; Chordata; Crocodylia; Alligatoridae
Gene: FN3KRP
Product: fructosamine 3 kinase related protein
Exons: 7
Coding region: 4-1254 (416 amino acids)
Source: RefSeq, a predicted model, not a curated record